GGUCUCCCACUGGCUGUAACUCUUGCUCUGGCAUUCACCACCAAGAGGAUGACGAAAGAAAACCUCCUGGUGCGCGUCUUGGGCUCCUGCAAGACGAUGGCCAACUCUUCCGUCAUCUGCACCGACAAGACCAGUACUCUCACCCGCAACGUCAUGUCCGUGGUCACAGGCUCCGUCGGCAUCCACGCCAAAUUUGUGUGCAAACUCAAAGACAACCAAGCCUGCACCAACGCGAAUAGAAGCUGA
Messenger RNA from Suillus subalutaceus, 246 nucleotides. RefSeq lists its product as uncharacterized. Gene Ontology annotation, biological process: intracellular calcium ion homeostasis. Gene Ontology annotation, cellular component: intracellular membrane-bounded organelle. NCBI's taxonomy places the organism in Eukaryota, Fungi, Basidiomycota, Agaricomycetes, Boletales, Suillaceae. The record is from RefSeq and is a predicted model, not a curated record. The transcript has a single exon. Gene Ontology annotation, molecular function: nucleotide binding; P-type calcium transporter activity. The annotation marks the transcript as partial.